Messenger RNA from Malaya genurostris, 771 nucleotides. RefSeq names its product protein Dr1 (gene NC2beta). The record is from RefSeq and is a predicted model, not a curated record. The transcript is spliced from 2 exons. Gene Ontology annotation, molecular function: protein heterodimerization activity; general transcription initiation factor activity; TBP-class protein binding. Lineage: Eukaryota; Metazoa; Arthropoda; Insecta; Diptera; Culicidae. Gene Ontology annotation, cellular component: negative cofactor 2 complex. The coding region runs from base 178 to 699 and encodes 173 amino acids. Gene Ontology annotation, biological process: negative regulation of transcription by RNA polymerase II; positive regulation of transcription by RNA polymerase II; RNA polymerase II preinitiation complex assembly.
GUGGAUGGUGACUGGGCGGCCAUGUUGUUUGUUUUGAAUAUAAUAUAUCCAUCAUCGUAACGUUCAUUUAUCCCUUUUUUGUUUUUGUUACUCUUUGAUAAUUUUUACCGUAGAACUACGAUAUUCUUUCGAUUGAGAUUUGUUUGUUACCCCGGACGCUUGUGCCGAGGGAUCAUAAUGUCGGAUCCUCAAGACGAACUUUGUCCACCUAACAAUCCAGAGGACGAUGAACUUACUUUACCUAGGGCAAGCAUCAACAAAAUCAUUAAAGAGUUGGUCCCUUCGAUACGGGUAGCAAACGAGAGUCGAGAACUGAUUCUAAAUUGCUGCACAGAAUUCAUCCACUUGAUCAGCUCAGAAGCGAACGAAGUAUGUAACCAGAGAAAUAAAAAGACCAUAAACGCAGAGCAUGUGCUUGAAGCCCUAGACCGAUUGGGAUUCAAGGAUUACAAACAGGAGGCAGAAGCUGUGCUCAACGAUUGUAAGCAAGUUGCCGCCAAAAGGCGGAGGCAGAGCACCCGGUUAGAGAAUUUGGGCAUUCCGGAGGAGGAACUACUCAGACAACAGCAAGAGUUGUUUGCCAAAGCUCGAGAAGAACAAGCAGCUGCCGAACAGCAGCAGUGGUACAGUCUUCAACAAAAUGCAGAGCUUUAUCAGAAACAAUUAUCCCAAGAUGAGGAUGACAGUGACGACUACUAAGCUUAUGAGUAGUGUAAUUUCUAGAGUUUCCUAGGUUUUCAAUUGAAUGAAAGAAAUAAAAGGUAAUAUAAA